UAAACAACCAAAGUAAUGUUUGUCCUAGCAGUUGAAAAUUAUGAUCUAUAACUAAUAAUACGUUUGUGCAGAUGCCUACUGCAUCCGGUUUUAUCAAGAGUCUCAGCGGCGGCAGCAAGUUCACCUCUACUUUUGUCAUCGAUGACAUCCAGUAUCACUUCAGCGGCAACAUUAAUCCCACUACACCGGAAUUCGAGUCCAACAAUGCUACGCUUGAAUACACUAACAAACAACAAUUGACCGCUCAGCGACAGAUUGAAGAAGGAAAGGUUGGCACCAACAACAUCAGCCUGAGUCUCAAAAAUGGCCCAACCAUUGAGGGUAUUCUCAACUCGCCCAUUCAUCCGGCAGUGCGCGUUUCUGGAACAGGUACCUGGGCACAGGAUUAA
This is a messenger RNA of Daldinia decipiens, 389 nucleotides long. RefSeq lists its product as uncharacterized. Bases 72 to 389 code for a protein of 105 amino acids. The transcript has a single exon. Lineage: Eukaryota; Fungi; Ascomycota; Sordariomycetes; Xylariales; Hypoxylaceae. The record is from RefSeq and is a predicted model, not a curated record.